Fimicolochytrium jonesii is the source of this 970-nucleotide messenger RNA. RefSeq lists its product as uncharacterized. The transcript has a single exon. Bases 120 to 794 code for a protein of 224 amino acids. The record is from RefSeq and is a predicted model, not a curated record. Lineage: Eukaryota; Fungi; Chytridiomycota; Chytridiomycetes; Spizellomycetales; Powellomycetaceae.
CCUCUGAGACCUGCGAGGAAAUAUAUCACAUAUAGCUCUUGUGGAUCGGGGCGAUACUUUAGUGAAGCUGAUAGGAGACCACCCAUGCCCGGUGUGGAGAAUUUGGGCGUGCGACAAAAAUGACAACUGAACCUGUGCAACCAGCCAAACGCAGGCCUGGCAGGCCGCCGCUUAACCGCUCAGUAGGACAGACCCGAAAUGAACCAGCGAAAGUGAAAGCCGCGCCGCCUACCUCACAUCCACACGCAGCGGCUUCUCGGCCAGGAAGGCCACGGGGGAGCGGAUUAGCGAGCAGGGGAACGAGAGGUCGUGGAAGCAGUAAUGGUAAUGCCCUGGUUACAGGUGCCACCAGGGGACGACCGCGAAGCUCGAAGGAUUCGCAUCCUAUCAAGAACCCCAUCAAAUCUGCUGGGCGAUAUCCCGCGAAAGCUACGACUGCGAGAAAGGCCAAAUCGAAAGAUGCAGGUGCUCGAAUGAACGGCGCAUGCACAGAUUCGGAUGAGGAGCCCUUGUCCAGCAGACGAGCAUCUUUACUCCCUGCGUUUGAGAUACACAAACGGCACGUCAUCGAUCAGCGGAAACAGCGUCUUGGGCAGAUACUGGACUCAUACGACAGUCGCGUUCGGGAAAUGUACUAUCUCGAAAAUCAGUUGCCGCUCCUGGAAUAUGAUCCGGCGAAGCUGAAGGUGGACAAAGGAGAGCGCAUUGCUAAGGUUGUUACACUAUGCCGCAUCUUCUGCUUGAUACUUACGUGCCCACGUGUUCUGACAUCGUUCAGCUUUCGCUCACUCUAAUGGGCUUUCCCAUAGUAUUUGCAAAACGUUGACCUCCGUUCCAACGUCGCGAAUGAUCUGGCCGAAAUUCGGUCAAAAGCUAUCAGAGAUGCACAACGCCCGGAUCGGUAUGGCACUCGCGGGCAUACGAACCGAGAUUCUACCUCGCUACACUAUCUAGUAGAAGAAACUGCUGU